GGCGGCAGUCACACACAUGCUGAAUAUGAAGCAGACGGACAACUUCCUUCAUCAGCAUAAAUAAGAUGUGUUUUCCAAGCGCCUUGGACCAAAUAAAUCAGCCUGAAACACUUUGAAGAGAUUUUCUUGCUUUCUGAUUUUGUGGGAGCCGGUCACAAGAGGCAAAAAUGCGGGACAUGCUGGAGAGGCUGCAGACCAUUAGUGAGGAGCAGGAGGACGACGAGCCAGAGUUUUAUUGCUCAGAGUAUGAUGUAGACAAGGGGACUCUGUCUCAACAGGCAGUAAUGUUUGAGAACACCUCCACCAUUGACAACAUCCUGAGGGAGGCCUACUCCAUACGCAAGGAGAUCUCCUUGCUCCACUUAAAGGUGGAGCGUCUGAAGAUAAAUAACGAACGCUUUGGCACCUCUGUGCGGCGUCUCACCCUACUCAAACGGGACUCCGACUCGAUUGCCAGGGGGAUCCAGCAUCACGGCGGGGCUCUGUACGUCCGCCUUCAGGCCCUGGGGAAGGAGAGCAGCCAGCUAGAGGAAAAAGACGGUCCCAACUCCGCUGUUGGUCGCAUUGCCCGAUCUCAGUAUGACACACUAUCCCGUUACUUCCAAGCUGCCAUGAGUGACUACAAUGUGGCAGAGGAGAUGCAGAGGAGCACAUGCAGGCGGAGGAUCCAGAGGCAGGCCUCCAUAAUAGGGACUGAAAUUACAGAUGACCAGCUGGACGUGAUGGUGGACAAAGGUGGUGAGGGAUGGGCAGAGCUGUCCCAGAGCCUACAGACCCAAGGUGUACGCUCGUCCCGCUGGGCGAUGUGCGAGAUCAAAGGCAGACACAAGGAGCUGGUGGAGCUGGAGGUCCGCCUGAAGGAGGUCCAUGAACUGUUCCUGGACAUGGCCGUGUUGGUGGAGGAGCAGGGAUCCAUGGUUAACAACAUCGAGGUGAAUGUGUGUGGCACACAGGAAUAUACUGAGAAAAUCAAUGUUAACAUCAAGAGGGCCCUGCAGUACAAGAGGAGGAAUCCUUUUCAACAAUGUUGUCCCUGCCUACCCUGUUGGAGAGACAGCCGACUAAUUUAGUGCUAGUUUUAAAUGUAUGCAAUUUUAUGGAUGAUUGAAAAAUUAAAUAAACAUUUACCUGUGUAAAAAGUUAUUAUAACCUGAAAAGAGAUGUUAGACAAUGUGUUUAAUUCAUGAUAAACUGAGGCUUCACGAGGACAAAAUGCAAGAGAAACGGUUUUGCUGUUAAAGAGCAGCACACUGUAUUUCCCUAAUUGUGGUGUGAGGCUAAAAAUUGUUCACGGUUUGGAGUUACAAGCUGUCUAAAAUGUAAUCUACACUUAAAUAACUUGUUAUUUGUGUCAGAGUAUUAUUUGUUAACAAGUACAUAUUGUGUUAAAAUCAAAAGAAACUUAAGUUUUUGGCCCUCUAAUGUGGCUUACUUCCUUAAAAGUUUAGGUGACGCUUUCUCAAUCUUGUGCGACCGUGACAAAGUUAGAUGGUGAUCUCAGAUGCAACUAUAUGUACGGUCUGUGGGCUUUAACUGGUAGGCCUCUAGUGCCACUUUUGGGAAAGUGGGGGGGGGGGGUCAUCCUAAUGGUUGAUGACACCAUCUGAUGUAGGAGGUGGAUGCUAAUAGGAUGCAGUCUGUACUUAAAGGAAGAUGGAGUCCACAAGCAGUCUAUCAGAUGAGAUAUCCAUAGUGCAGAUUAGUGGCACAGCUUUACUGACUGAUGGGAAUGAUGGUCUGGAAGCUCACAGCAGUGGUCUUUGUAUAGUGCAGCUGAUAAAGCUACCAAAUGCACAUGCUACUCCCAAACUUAAGCUGCAAAACUAUCUGAAUCAUGUAAAGUGAUCUGAA
This is a messenger RNA of Anarrhichthys ocellatus (wolf-eel), 1851 nucleotides long. Its product is annotated as syntaxin-11-like. Gene Ontology annotation, cellular component: presynaptic active zone membrane; endomembrane system; plasma membrane. The record is from RefSeq and is a predicted model, not a curated record. Gene Ontology annotation, biological process: intracellular protein transport; exocytosis; synaptic vesicle fusion to presynaptic active zone membrane. The transcript has 2 exons. Bases 168 to 1070 code for a protein of 300 amino acids. NCBI's taxonomy places the organism in Eukaryota, Metazoa, Chordata, Actinopteri, Perciformes, Anarhichadidae. Gene Ontology annotation, molecular function: SNARE binding; SNAP receptor activity.